Molecule: messenger RNA, 1654 nt
Organism: Sphaeramia orbicularis (orbiculate cardinalfish)
Lineage: Eukaryota; Metazoa; Chordata; Actinopteri; Kurtiformes; Apogonidae
Product: testicular acid phosphatase homolog
Exons: 12
Coding region: 181-1419 (412 amino acids)
Biological process (GO): lysosome organization; negative regulation of ERBB4 signaling pathway; regulation of neuronal synaptic plasticity
Cellular component (GO): postsynaptic membrane; lysosome
Molecular function (GO): acid phosphatase activity; protein tyrosine phosphatase activity; receptor tyrosine kinase binding
Source: RefSeq, a predicted model, not a curated record
GAGGACUAUAAAAGCGCUGCCUCUUUGACUGGAACAUUCAUUUAAUGUCACAUCUGGGCAUGACUGAGGAUUUGGGAUGCACAGCAGGUCACUUGUCUCUGUAUCAGGUUUGACUAAAACAGCAGAAUCAGUAUGCUGAGGAGAACACUGUGAAGGACAAAGAGGUCUCUAACCCUAAAGAUGAAGAACUUUUACAGAAGUUUGGGCUUUUUUUUCCUUCUCUGCUGCAUCUGCUUGACUGAGUGUCGGGUGCUAAAGUUUGUUGUAGCUGUGUUUCGACAUGGGGAUCGAUCGCCCAUUGAGUCGUAUCCGAGGGAUCCUCAUGGGGAGGAAGUCUGGGCUCAGGGUUUCGGACAGUUGACCGAGCUGGGCAUGAAACAGCAGUUUGAGCUUGGCAGGUUUCUGAGAAGGCGUUAUGGAAACUUUCUCGGUGAAGAUUACAACAACAAAGAGGUGUAUGUGCGGAGCACUGACUACGACCGCACUCUGAUGAGUGCGCAGGCCUGCCUUGCUGGGAUGUUCCCUCCAACCAGACGUCCCCCUCCAAUCAUGCCCCAGUUACUGUGGCGGCCUGUUCCAGUGCACACCAUCCCUAGGGCCCAGGACAAGCUCUUGAAAUCUCCAGGGAAAGACUGUCCAAGGUUCAGAGCGCUGAUGUCGGAGACCUUUGAGAGUGAGCCUUACCAGAGGUUUCUCAGGGCUCACCAGUAUUUUGUGGAGGCGCUGUCCAACCACACUGGCUAUCCUGUGUCCAAACUGGUCGGCAAAAAAAUAUGGAGGGUCUACGACACUCUAACCUGUCAGAGGAUCCAUAACUUGACUCUCCCACGCUGGGUCACCCAAGAUGUUCUGGACACCCUGAGGAAAAUCGCAUCCUUUGAGGUUAUGUACAGCAUCCUCAGUCACAAGAGAAAAGAGAAGGCCAGGCUCUCAGGAGGGGUUCUGCUGAAUGCCAUCUUGAGGAAUUUCUCCAAGGCUGUAGAGCAAAGGAGCGCUCUCAAAUUUAUUAUGUACUCAGCUCAUGACUCCACACUCAUCACGCUCCAGGCUGCUCUGGACGUGUACAACGGCCUUCUUCCUCCUUACGCUGCCUGUCAACUCUUCGAAUUCUACCAGGAGUAUGAUGGAUCCUAUUCACUGGAGCUGUACUACCGCAAUGACUCCUGGCGUGACCCCUACCCUAAUCCGGUGCCAGGAUGUAAUGGGCUUAACCCCUGCCCUUUGUCACUGUUCACUGAUUUGGUGAGGGAUGUGAUGUCCAAUGACUGGGAGGUGGAGUGCGGCUUCAGAACGAGAUGGUCGAGCGCAGGUGUCAUAACAGCUCUUGCAGUGGCUGUGGGAGUCCUGGCAGUGGCACUGUUGUUUAGCAUAGGAGUGGCAAUGCACCGGAGAAGAGCCCAUUACUCCAGGGAGGUGUAGGGCAGGUCUACUUUCACAAGUGUGCCAAAAAUACAGAAUGGUGCUUUUUACAGCUCUAAUAAUAACGUGCCAUGUUGUUGUUUUUUUUUUUUUUUUAAUAUUUCAGAUUCUAACUGGGUGUGUGAAGAGUUAAUGAGCAUUUAAUUUCUUUACAUUUUCUAUAAUUAUUUUUAUAGCAUAAAAUGAAUAUACAGUGUGUGCAUGAAUGAUUCAAAAAUAAAAAAAAAUGAUGUAU